Aedes albopictus (Asian tiger mosquito) is the source of this 991-nucleotide messenger RNA. Its product is annotated as RNA-binding protein 7-like. Gene Ontology annotation, cellular component: nucleus. The record is from RefSeq and is a predicted model, not a curated record. The coding region runs from base 181 to 885 and encodes 234 amino acids. The transcript is spliced from 2 exons. Gene Ontology annotation, biological process: regulation of alternative mRNA splicing, via spliceosome. Gene Ontology annotation, molecular function: single-stranded RNA binding. Lineage: Eukaryota; Metazoa; Arthropoda; Insecta; Diptera; Culicidae.
UGUACCAAAACAACACCCCCGACCCGGAUCGCGGCGAGCGGAACGCGAAAUUGUACGGAUUUUUACGGAGAUUUUGGAUUCCUUCGCGUAAUUUUGCGUGCUGUUUUCGGAUCGGAUUGGAACUUGUGAGUGUUCUUGCUUCUGAAUUGGAUUGUAAAACUUUCAAACCAUACGGCGAAAAUGAGCGAAGAGGACGAGCGCACAUUGUGGUGCGGUAAUCUCGCGGAGAAAGUGACGGAGGAGCUUCUGUACGAGUUGUUCCUGCAGGCUGGUCCAGUAGAGAUGGUGAAGAUUCCCCAGGACAAAGACAAGCGGCCCAGGUCGUUCGCAUUUAUAACUUACACCCACGGUUCAUCGGUGGAAUACGCCAUCAACAUAUUCGACGGAACCAGAUUGUUCAACCGGCAGUUGACGAUACACAAGAAGAGUAAGAACGGACAGAAUGCAGGCUCUCCGAAGGUGAACAAUCCGCAGCAGAACCGGGGCCACCAUCAGCAACAACAACCGCAGCAGCAGCAACAGAUGAAUCCAGGAAACAUGCCAAACUUGGCUCAGCUUCAAUUCGCCAACAUAAGCCCGGGGGCCAUGACCCAGAUGAUGCAGGGGAUGAUCAACCAGCUGAGUCAACAGGCUCUGCUCAACAUGGGCCAUAUGCCGCAGCAUAUGCAGCAGAACAAGAUGAACCGUAACGACCGGCAGCAGCAGCACCAGCAACAGAAGCCUUACUCGAGGGACAACAGAGACAACCGGGGAGGAAGCGAUAGGGACCGGGAUAAUUAUUCCGGCCGGGAUCGCAACGAUGGCGAUCUGUUCUCUCGGGACAGAGGCGGCGGCGGCGGUGGUGGUGGAAACAAGAGGAGGAAUGAAUACCGUAACAGGAGAUAGCAAGAGGAUUCCGACUAGAUUAACUACUUGCAACGUUUUCGUCUUUACCUAUCUUAUAACUGCUUUUGCUAAAUCUGGAGAUGGGAAUAAAAUAACUCUAAUAUAU